Messenger RNA from Vanrija pseudolonga, 1898 nucleotides. It is a transcript of the gene iksA, whose product is annotated as putative serine/threonine-protein kinase iksA. The transcript is spliced from 9 exons. Bases 96 to 1898 code for a protein of 600 amino acids. Gene Ontology annotation, molecular function: ATP binding; eukaryotic translation initiation factor 2alpha kinase activity. Gene Ontology annotation, cellular component: cytosol; nucleus; cytoplasm. NCBI's taxonomy places the organism in Eukaryota, Fungi, Basidiomycota, Tremellomycetes, Trichosporonales, Trichosporonaceae. The record is from RefSeq and is a predicted model, not a curated record. Gene Ontology annotation, biological process: protein phosphorylation.
CAACCAACUCGACUCUCUCUCUCUCUCUCUAUUCAUCCCACUCGUCACUCGCCACUCGUCACUCGCCACUCCAUGCCACUCUCCUUCAACACAUAAUGGACAAUCAAAGUCCAUCUCUCAGUCGCUCGUGGACCCCCAUCGGUGAAACGUCGCACCAGCUCAUUGUCUAUCAUCCUCCUUCACAUGCCAUCCAAGUAGUACCCCACCCUCGUCGGUCUUCUCAAUCAGGUGUACCUUCCACCUCCCGACUUCGUCUGCUCUCACCAGAAGAGUCUGCUUCCAUAGCAGGCGAUCCCCCCACGUCCCAACCGUGCUGCCCCCUGUGCGGUCAAGACCUCCCGACUGAGCUUCCGACCAUUAGUCAACAAGCAGAUGACAGUGUCCAAUAUGAUCGUGACAGCGAGCACGGCGAAGCCCAAUACUUUCGAGUUCUUGAGAGGGCUCACGAACUGAGUCGCCCCGGAACGCCAGUUUCCAACAGCCAUCAACGUAUAUCGCGAUCAGAAAGUUCGACUUUUCGCAACCCAUCACGAGAUGAAAUCGACCCUUCCGACCUACCGGCUAUGGGCUACUAUCAGAGGUUCUUCAAAGAGAACCGGCGACUGGGUAUAGGUGCGGAGGGAAGCGUAUAUCUCGCAACCCACAUCAUCGGUGGUAGUGCUCUAGGCACUUAUGCCGUCAAGAAAAUUGCAGUCGGGACAUCGAAGACGUACUUAGUCAAGAUGCUCAGAGAAGUCCACCUUCUGGAGACGCUUCGCCAUCCCAACAUUAUACCCUACUAUCACUCAUGGGUGGAUGAGACCCAAUUCUCAUCAUUUGGACCGCCAAUCAUUGCCCUUCACGUCCUCAUGAUGUACGCCAACGCGGGAAACCUGGACGCCUUUCUGCUGAGCCGCAGUCAUUUGAAUCCUUCAAGUUCACCCCUACACGCCGAUGAUGUUGCAGACACGGAAGACAUUGAUCUGCUACCAAAAGCCGAACGCAUCAAGGCGUUCAAACGUCGACGGCAGAGUGGUGUGGGAGGACACCAGCGCGAGUACCGCGGUGUGCUCCUCCUGGGCUUGGAGGAGGUUGUAAAGCUUUUCAGUGACGUGGUAGAAGGCCUUGCUUUCCUCCACGCAAACUCUGUUCUUCAUCUCGAUCUGAAGUGUUCCAACGUUCUCUUACAUUGGGAAGAGGGCAAAGUUAUCCCAAAGGCUCUCCUGUCUGAUUUCGGGACGUCCGAGGAAACACUUCGAGGGCAAAGGGAGCGGACAGGCCACACGGGGACAAUGGAGUACAUGGCUCCGGAAACUAUUGUUAUGGACGUGAAUGGACACUGGCGACCGUCGGAUUCACACGCUGAUAUGUGGUCUCUCGGUGUGGUGCUGCACAAGAUGAUCUUUCUCAAAACUCCUUACCAGUUCCCCGAAGACCUCGACGCAUUGCACAAUGAGAUCAUCGCCUACCCCGGGUUUGUACCGACAGAGGAGGUGAUCCAAGUGUGUGAGAGGCGGCAUAUCCCUCGAGAUCUUCUACUCCUCCUUUCACGCCUUCUGAGCCGUUCGCCGGAUCAACGACCGACAGCCGAAAAGGUGAGGGUCGCCCUUAGCAAAUUGGGAGAUCGCUCGCUUGGAAGCACGUUAAAAGGUGUCUUUCGAGGACGACGCGGACAGGAAGGGCUGCAGAGAUCAGGUAACCAGAAAAGAGUCCAUGAAUCCCAGACGCUCCGAACAGUAUUGGCCCUGCCUUCGCCAGUGGAGUCCGUCCUCACAUCGCGCGACCCUACACCUCGGUUCCCGAAGCAACGACACCCAGUUCGAGAAUGGACACACUCAAAGAACACGCGCUUUGCGUUGUUUGUUGUCAAGCUCUGGUUGACCUGGGGCUCAAAGGGCAUUCUGGGUAUACGACUUUGA